AUUAAUCUUAUUUGAAAUUUAUUAGUCAAUUAAACAUUACUAAUUAAUGUGCAACACACAUAGUUGUUUUAUAAGAAAAUAUUCUAUUAAAUUAAAUAUCCUGUAAAAAAAUAAUUAAUUAUUGAAUUGCAUAUGUAAUUUAUUACAUAUUGGCAAUCAUUCAAAUAUUAUUAAUUUUUUUUUUGUAUAACCUACUUUUCAAACUUAUUAACAAUAACUACGUUAAGUACCUGUGUUGUUUGAAAUUCAAUAAUUUAAAAUGAUAGGUGUCAAUCAAACUAUACGUUGUAUGUGUCGUAUACCAAGGACUGUUAUUGCUGUUAGGAAAUAUUGUGAUCAACCAAGAGAAAACUCAUUUUCACUUGAUUUAUCAGAUACACAAAAAGAAUUUAGGGAUCUUGCUAGAAAAUUUGCUAGAGAAGAAAUAAUUCCUGUAGCUGCUGAAUAUGACCGUACAGGAGAGUAUCCAUGGGAAAUAGUAAAAAAGGCUCAUGCAGUAGGGCUUCUCAAUGGACAUAUACCUGAACAUUGUGGUGGUUUAAAUAUGUCUGUAACCGAUGGCUGUAUGGUUGCUGAAGAAUUAGGUUACGGAUGCACUGGAAUUAAAACUGCUCUUGAAGCUAGCGGUCUUGGCCAAAUGCCAGUAAUAAUUGCUGGAAAUAAGGAACAACAAAAGAAAUACCUUGGCAGACUUAUUGAGGAACCAUUAGUAGCUGCCUAUGGAGUUACAGAACCAGGGGCUGGUUCAGAUGUAAAUGGUAUUAGAACUAAAGCUGAGAAAAAAGGUGACGAGUACAUAAUUAAUGGUCAAAAAAUGUGGAUAACUAAUGGUGGGGUUGCUAAUUGGUAUUUUUUAUUGGCACGUACGGAUCUGAAUCCUAAAGCACCAGCUAGUAAAGCAUUUACUGGAUUUAUUGUUGAUGCAGAUACUCCAGGUUUAACACCCGGUAGAAAGGAGUUAAACAUGGGACAAAGAGCAUCAGAUACAAGAGGAAUUACAUUUGAAGAUGUCAGGGUACCUAAAGAAAAUGUUUUAAUGGGUGAAGGUCAAGGAUUCAAAAUUGCAAUGUUAACCUUUGAUAAAACAAGACCUCCAGUAGCAGCAGGAGCUGUUGGAUUAGCUCAAAGAGCUUUGGAUGAAGCAACUAAAUAUUCUCUAGAACGUAAAGCUUUUGGAGUUUCUAUUGCAUCACACCAAGCUGUUGCUUUUAUGUUGGCUGAAAUGGCUAUUGGUAUCGAAGCUGCAAGACUUACUUAUAUGAAAGCUGCUUACGAGGUGGAUCAAGGUAGACGAAACUCAUACUACGCUUCUAUAUCUAAAGCAUUUGCAGCUGAUGUUGCUAAUAAAUGUGCUACUGAUGCUGUACAAAUAUUUGGUGGAAAUGGUUUCAAUACUGAAUACCCCGUUGAAAAAUUAAUGAGAGAUGCUAAAAUUUAUCAAAUUUACGAAGGAACUGCUCAAAUUCAACGUUUGAUUAUUUCACGUGAAAUAAUAGAGAGAGCGAAACUAAACUUAUAGUCUAUUUUUUGAAAUUUAUAAGAAAACAUUAAGAUGUACUAAUGAAAAUAUUUUUUAUACAUAAUCAAAAUUAAAUAUUGGAUACAAGGUUUUUUUUUAAAUUUUACACAUGCUUUAAAAAUAUAUAUAUUUAUCAACUAA
Messenger RNA from Daktulosphaira vitifoliae (grape phylloxera), 1660 nucleotides. It is a transcript of the gene Mcad, whose product is annotated as probable medium-chain specific acyl-CoA dehydrogenase, mitochondrial. The transcript is spliced from 9 exons. Gene Ontology annotation, cellular component: mitochondrion. Bases 260 to 1519 code for a protein of 419 amino acids. Gene Ontology annotation, molecular function: flavin adenine dinucleotide binding; medium-chain fatty acyl-CoA dehydrogenase activity. NCBI's taxonomy places the organism in Eukaryota, Metazoa, Arthropoda, Insecta, Hemiptera, Phylloxeridae. Gene Ontology annotation, biological process: fatty acid beta-oxidation; medium-chain fatty acid catabolic process. The record is from RefSeq and is a predicted model, not a curated record.